AUGCAGCAGGUCCAGCAGCUAAUAGAGCAGCAGGUGCUGCGGGCGGCGGCGGAAAUGGAGUCGCAGAUAGACAACGAGCUCCACAAGCUCGACAACAUGGACGACGACGACCUGGAGCGGCUGCGGCAGAAGCGUGUAGACGAGCUGAAGCGGCUGCAGCAAAAGCGGCAAGAAUGGGCGCGCAAGGGACAUGGCGAAUAUAGAGAGGUGGAGGAGAAGGAGUUUUUCAAGGAGAUGAAGGGGGAGGAGCGCAUGGUGGCGCACUUCUACCGCUCCUCGCUGCCCUGCCAGGUCAUGGACAAGCACCUGGCGCUGCUGGCGGGGAAGCACAUGGAGACCAAGUUUGUGAAGGUGCACGCAGAGAAGGCGCCCUUCCUCACAGAGCGGCUCAAGAUCUGGAUGCUGCCCACGGUGGCGGUCAUCAAGCACGAGAAAACAACUGACUAUGUGGUGGGCCUGGAUGAGCUGGGCGGCGGCGAGGACUUCUCCACAGAGGUGCUGGCGGCGCGGCUGGCGGCGGCAGGCGCGAUUUUUGAAGACGCGCUCCCGGCGCCGCAGCAGGCGGCGGCAGAGGUGCAGCAGCGAACGUUGCGGCAGGGCGGCGUGCGGCGGUCAGAAAGCGACGAGGAUUCCGACUUCGACUGA
Messenger RNA from Chlorella variabilis, 645 nucleotides. RefSeq lists its product as hypothetical. NCBI's taxonomy places the organism in Eukaryota, Viridiplantae, Chlorophyta, Trebouxiophyceae, Chlorellales, Chlorellaceae. The transcript is spliced from 5 exons. The record is from RefSeq and is a predicted model, not a curated record. Gene Ontology annotation, biological process: microtubule cytoskeleton organization. Bases 1 to 645 code for a protein of 214 amino acids. Gene Ontology annotation, cellular component: cytoplasm.